AUGCCUCUCCCACUUUUGAACGACACGCAGCCAUGCGCAAUCGUGAGUCCCGAUGCCACCUUCUUCAUCGGCGGUCAGACUCUCGGCCUUGAGAAUCAGCUGCGGACAGAAAUCGUUAUAUACGUGGGAGGCAACCAUGAAGCAUACAUUGGUGCGAUAGUUCGGUUUCCUAGAGCCAGAGGCACGGAAGCUUCUUUCUUCAAAAGCAAUCUGUCAGAGUCAGAGGACCUCGCCAUCACCAUCAGAUGGCGGUUGAAUACUCUCGACAACUCUGGGGGCAGUUUAGACUACGCCCCUCAGGUCAAGAUGCUUCUUCCAGAACAAUGCCAACCGGAUGAUUUUGGAAUUCUGCAGAUAAACCUGCGCCCUGGCGAGAGAAGUCUCAUCAGCGGUAUGGGUUUUCCUUUCCAGGGGAAAAACGUGGCUAUUGACGGCUACGUCAACUCCGGUUGCAACAUACAAGGAGGAUGGAACCUUGAAACCAUCUUUGGCCAGACAAGCUUCAUGAUUCUUGUGAAGAACACCAUCAAACCCUCGUUGGACAGCUUCAUCGACCUUGCACCGAAGCAAAUCGCCGCAAAAAGCCUUUACGGAAACGUACAUCACUGGGAUAUCAACAGAUACAGGGAUCAGAUGGCGUUUGAGAACCGAGUAGCACAUCAAGAUCCAGUCAGGUAUUUGUUCAACAGUCUCAAAGAUGCGGCGACUGUUAUCACACAGUCAAUCGCGCAAGACAACUGGUGGUAUGCCAUGGAUGUACAAGAUGUCAGAAAGGUGAAGCCUCCAUUGUUUCUCAAGGAUGGCGACAAGCCAUCAGCCGAGACGGACCGCUUCUGGGCCAUUACACGCCCAAGCCCAGAAUUCGUGACCCGAUUCAGGCGAUCUAUCGGCAGUUUGACGAAACCUAACACUGAGCUGAGCACCGCAUUGGGACCGCCUCCCUCGUCGAGUACUUUCAGAAACGACGGAAAUCCAGACAGGGAUGACCUCGGUUGGUCAGCCAAAGUCGUUCCCAUCAAAGAUGUGUGGUCUGAGGAGUAUCGGGGCGAUCGACCAUACGAAGACGGCGGCUACUUCGUACUUGAGGUACAUCGUCCCCAAGAUCCAACUUCUCCAGCGUACAGUAUUCGCAAUCAUCCAAUCCGAGCUUUUUCGCGGAUCAAAAAGCAAAAUCAUGAAGAACCAGUCAUUCAAACAUUCUUGAGGCUUGAGAAAGAAGCCGAAAGAGAGAACAUUCAUCUUGAUUUCUUUGACGGCCGAACAAACGGCGUUACGAGAAACGUUCUGCCCUACCACAGCAGCGGCCCUGAGACAGAUCAUAGCGAUAGUCGCAAUGCUCUCAAGAUAAACCUGCAGGAGUUCUCUAUCGGCCAUGGAUAUAGUCACCCCAUCUUUCACUUGCCCCCGGUUGCCAACGGCGAUGAUGAUGACGUUGGGCUCAUUCGAAUGGCGCGGAAUGUCUCCCUUGACGGUAACAUUUCUUCGGAAGCUGCAGAACCAACGGUUCAGUUCGAUGCUGCCUACGCAGACAUGGUGAUGUUGGAGCAUUCCUCCUCCUUUCGACGAUACAUCAAAACGGUACAUGCCUCGGCCUCUUCUCACAAUGCGGUACUCGACUUUGCCUUGAUGCUUUAUGAGAAAGGAACCGAAGUUGUGAAAGCUCUUCAGAAGCAAGACACGCGCGGCAUGCCUCGCCACAUCCCUCUCGUUGUCCGUGGAUACAACAUCAAGAAAGAAGUUGGCUCGUUUAUUCGGCUGGUGAUCAGAGGCGAGAUGGAAUGGGAGAUGUCGACAUGGUCCCAGCCUCUGUCUCCAUGCGAGUGGCUUCUGAAGCUAUUCGACCUGCGCCAGAGUUUUUGCCACGACAGGAGGUUCGCGGGUCUCCGGGCUUUUGUCACCCGAGACAUACCGCUGCACGAGGUGAGGGACUUCGUCGUUUUCAGCGGAGCCUCACACGGGGCGCUCGAUAAUACUCGGAAAGAAAAGAACAUGACGGCGCAGCAGGAGAGAGACGAACGCCUGCGAGCCGAACACUGGGCAAGGAAGCUCAUCCAAUAUCUCCUGGUGGACAUAGUGAAGAGUGCCGACGUAUUGUGCACCACGACUCACAAGUCCCGAGAUACCCACUACGGUGCCUUCCGGGAAUCGGCCAAAGCCGUUGUGCUUACGGACGCCGGAUCCAUGCCCAAGGCGGAGGCCAUCGUGGUAUGGGGUCCCUUUUUCAAGCCUUGCGCGAUUGGGGGCGACGUAGGCAGGAAGACCCGCACGUUUAUCGACCCCAACCAUGUGUCGGAUGGCAAGUAUGCGAACCACUACGGACCGGAAUCCCAGGUCUCCGUCCUCAGACAUAUGAUGAGCAGCGGCAAUGCCAUGUUUGAAGCGAAGUAA
Molecule: messenger RNA, 2388 nt
Organism: Colletotrichum destructivum
Lineage: Eukaryota; Fungi; Ascomycota; Sordariomycetes; Glomerellales; Glomerellaceae
Exons: 6
Coding region: 1-2388 (795 amino acids)
Source: RefSeq, a predicted model, not a curated record